Molecule: messenger RNA, 3235 nt
Organism: Pogoniulus pusillus (Red-fronted tinkerbird)
Lineage: Eukaryota; Metazoa; Chordata; Aves; Piciformes; Lybiidae
Gene: HPSE
Product: heparanase
Exons: 12
Coding region: 1-1707 (568 amino acids)
Biological process (GO): cell-matrix adhesion; angiogenesis involved in wound healing
Cellular component (GO): membrane; extracellular matrix
Molecular function (GO): hydrolase activity, acting on glycosyl bonds
Source: RefSeq, a predicted model, not a curated record
AUGCUGCUGCCGCUGCUGCUGCCGCUGCUGUUACUGCUGCCGCCGGUGCCGCUGCUGCCGCCGGUGCCGCUGCUGCCGCCGGUGCCGCUGCUGCCGCCGGUGCCGCUGCUGCCGCGGGCGCCGCCGGUGCCGCCGGUGCCGCCGGUGCCGCCGCGGGCGGUGCUGUCGGGCGGGCAGCGGGCGGCGGAGCUGCGGCUGGGGCUGAGGGGCAGCCCGCUGAGGGAGGUCAGCCCCGCGUUCCUCUCGCUCACCCUGGACGCCAGCCUGGCCCGGGACCCGCGAUACGUGGCCCUGCUCAGCAAUGCCAAGCUGCGUGCCCUGGCAUCGGCCCUGGCCCCAGGCUUCCUCAGGUUUGGUGGCACUGAGACAGAUUUUCUCAUCUUUGAUCCCUACAAGGAUUCAACUUUGGAAGAAAAAACCCUCUGGGAACUGCAGGCCCAGCAAGAGGCUUGUGGCUCCCAGCCUGCCAUUGCUGCCCUCCAGAGGCUGCUGCUGGCCCAGUGGCCCCGCCAGGAGAGGCUGCUGCUGGCAGAGCAGCCGUGGAGGAGGCACAAGAACACCACUAUCACAGGGCACACUCUGGACAUCCUCCACAGCUUUGCCAACUGCUCAGGGCUUCAGCUCAUCUUUGGGCUCAACGCCCUGCUGCGCAGGGAUGGCCUCCAGUGGGACAGCUCCAACGCCCGCGCGCUGCUGGGCUACUGCUCCUCCCGCAGCUACAACAUCUCCUGGGAGCUUGGCAAUGAGCCCAACAGCUUCAGGAAGAAGUCUGGCACCUACAUUGAUGGGCACCAGCUGGGGCAGGACUUCCUCCACCUGCGCCAACUGCUCAGCAACUACAGCCUCUACAAGCAGGCAAAGCUCUACGGACCCGACGUGGGGCAGCCCCGAAAGCACACCCAGAGGCUGCUGAGGAGCUUCCUGAAGUCAGGGGGGAAGGCGCUGGACGCUGUCACCUGGCACCAUUACUACGUGAACGGACGAAGUGCCACCAGGAAGGACUUCCUGAGCCCCAAGGUGCUGGAUAGCUUUGCCACAGAUGUACACCAAGUCCUGCAGAUUGUUGAUGGCACCGUGCCUGGCAAGAAGGUCUGGCUGGGAGAGACGAGCUCUGCCUACGGAGGGGGAGCCCCCAAGCUGUCCAACACUUACAUUGCUGGCUUCAUGUGGCUGGACAAGCUGGGGCUGUCAGCCAGGCAGGGCAUUGAUGUGGUGAUGAGGCAGGUUUUCUUUGGAGCAGGCACCUAUCACCUGGUGGAUGCCAACUUCGAGCCCUUGCCGGACUAUUGGCUCUCCCUCCUCUACAAGAAGCUGGUGGGUACCAAGGUGCUGAAGGUCAGCCUGGUAGGAGCCGAUGAGAGGAAGCUCCGAGUCUACCUCCACUGCACAAACCCCCUCCACCCCAGAUACAGAGCAGGGGACGUGACGCUGUUUGCCUUGAACCUCUACAACGUGACCCAGCACCUGCGGCUGCCAGAGCACCUCCUGAGCAAGCAGCUGGACCAGUACCUCUUGCUGCCUCAUGGCAAAGAGAACAUUCUCUCCAGGUCGCUGGAGCUGAACGGCCGCCUGCUGCGCAUGCUGGAUGACCGAACCCUGCCGGAGCUCAUCGAGCAGCCCCUGGGGCCUGGCAGCCUCCUGGGCCUCCCAGCCUUCUCCUAUGGCUUCUACGUGGUCAGAAAUGCCAAGGCUCUUGCCUGCAUUUAAGUGCUGCAGAGGGGUGAACUUCCAAGGGCAAGUUAAAGCCUGGACAUUCCCCUCUCCUGCCCUCGGCUUGAGUCCUGGCGAGGGAUGCCACCCUGGCAGCAGUGGGGAGGCUGCCUGGUGGUCUUCUGGAUGUGGCAUCACAGGGUCAGAAGGUGGUUUGGGUUGGAGGGGACCUUAGCCAAGAGGCAGUCCCCAACCCUCAGGGCUUUUGCAUAAAACAAACGAAAAAGAACUCCCCCCACCUCAGACAGCAUCUCCUCAGCCCCCCCACAGGGUGCAGCUGGCAGCUGCCACCACUUCACUGCCCUCCCUGCCUCUCCCAGCUGCUGUGGCAUGGCCUCCAUUCCUCCUGGCACAGUUAGCUCAGGGAGGGAAGGGCCUGGUUUGGCUUCUGGGCCAGCCUGGGUCAUUGCACUGGAGCAGGGAGCUCUUCCCCACACCGCACACGGAGCUGCAGCAGCUUCUCAGGCUGUGCCAGGGGCUCUGCCAGGGGGACAGGCAGCCUGCCCUCUGGCCCUGGCUUCUGCCAAGCAUGGCCCUGCAGCAGCUCCUCCAGAAGCUUGCCUGCAGAGAGGCUCAGCAGCAGCUUAGGCUUGGCUCUGCAGCUCUUGCUUCUGCCUGCAGCCUGUGGGGAAGCCCCAGGAGGGGUUGUGGUCGCUUGAGGACAUCUCUGGGUAGAAAGUGGGGACAGGCAAAGCAAGCCAAGGGCAGGGAGCAUGCAGGGGAAAGCAGCUGCCCAGGGCCUCCCUCUGGGCGUUCUCCGGGCCAGGAGAGCAGAGUCAGCAGAUGGAGCUGUGGCAGCGUGAAGCUCCAAAAGGCUGUCCCUGCAGGCUGCUUCCUCUGCCUCUGCUCUCACUGCCUGCACCCCCAGGAGGAAAGGAGAGGAGAGGAGAGGAGAGGAGCUCACCAGCACCCCACCGAACCCUGUGCGAGCAGCGGGCUCGCAGCUCAUCAGCCUUCACCACUCGGCAGGUGGCUCAGCUGGAAAGCGCUGCCCUGAACCUCCCUGCAGCUGAAGCUUUGCACUUCCUGACCUGCUCAGACCUCUUUUGUUCUCCAGAGAGCAAGAGAAUUCAAGAGCCCAAGCACACCACCUGCCCCUCAGCCAUCAGAGAGGGACAUCAGUGACCUUAGAGCAUCCUGGGGGACCAACCUGACUGGCCAGGCUAACAUCUCUCCCUUUGGGGCAGGAGACUGUUUGGUGGUGGCUUUUCUGGCUGGCUGUGCCUUUCCCAUGCAUGGCCUGGGCCUCUGUCAGGGUGAGAACACCUCAAGAGAAGCUGCUGUAGGCUUUUCUUUGCAUACCCUGCAACCUUGCCAGCAGCUGCAGAUCUUCUGAGCACAGAAGGGAAGCCAACCACAACCUCUCAACCUGCUUCUUCUUUUUAAGCUUUACCAGGGUGCUGCCAGCCCCUUGGGGUUUGAGUGCAGGGCAAGGAGGAGGCUUUUUAAUGAGUGGGUUUCAAAACCAGAUGUGCCUGGGAAGCUGUUUGGAAGAACAACUGCACAAUAAAAAGGUUCUGUUCCA